AUGCAGAAAGAGAAUCAAGAGAACAGCUUUAUGUGCGAGCAGUGCUACAGAAAGUUCGAUACCUGGCGAGGGCUGAGAGUGCACCAGGGAAAAGUCUGUUUAAAGAAGAGAAGUCAGUGCAGAUCGUCAGAUUGUAAGACGCGAAGCAAAUCAUCCCAGGAUGAAAACCACAGCGGAACGAUUAGUGCUUCAGUCGACUCUCCUUUCACCCUGUCUCAGCAAGAGAUGGAACAGCAAACGGAACCAGGGUUACGGAAACCCAGAAUACUGUGGCCUGCUGCUAACGAGAAGGCAAAAUACAAGACGUUAGAAGAAGAAGUCCAGAAGAAAUUGAAAGAAGUCAAAAAGAGUUCUAACAGAGGGGAUGCUAAAGAAAUAUUGAGUGCGUUUGCGACCAUUAUCUAUGACUUGGCAAUAAAAGAGUUUGGUAUUUGUGAAGGAAAGAAAAAGACGGAGAAGAAAAGUGGAUUGAGUAGAAGGCAGAGAGUACUUGCACAGCUAAGAAAACAGAAACGAGACUUGCAAAAGCAGAAAAAGUACGCACCACCAGAAGAGAUAGAAGGCCUAAGAAUCUUGUUUGAAGAUCUUAAGAAAAAGAGCAGAGACCUACAGAGGCACGAAAGAAGGUGUGCCAGGAGAAAAGAGAGAAAAAGGGAACGUGAACAAUUUCUGAAGAAUCCUUAUGAAGCAGCCAAAAAACUGUUCACAGAGGCACGGAGUGGUAAAUUGGAAUGUACGAAAGAGGAACUCGAUGCUUAUGUUAAGCAGACGUACAGCGAUUCAAGAAGAGAAGAACCACUUCCUUAUAUGAGAGGCCUGAAGCGUCCAGCUGCCCCCGUCGUCAAAUAUUACCUGGGACCAAUUAGAGAGAAAGAAGUAGAUGAGUUCGUAAAAAAAGCAAGAGCAAAAAGUGCACCUGGAGGAGAUGGCGUGUCUUAUAAGGUGUUCAAGUAUUGCGACACGCUGAGACACACCCUCUUUGAGAUGCUAAGAGGCCUUUGGAAAGACAAAGAAAUCGUCAAAGAUUGGUGCAGAGCGGAGGGCGUGUAUCUACCCAAAGAACAGAAUGCAAAGGAGAUAGGACAGUUCAGACCUAUUUCAAUCAUCAACGUGACGUGCAAGAUCUUUAUGGGAAUACUUGCAAAGAGGACUGUAGCAUAUUUGCAAAGUAACGGCUAUGUGGAUGAAACGGUACAGAAAGCCGGGGUACCAGGGAUCCCAGGCUGCAUCGAGCAUGCUUUCACCAUUUGGGACACAAUCCAAGAGGCCAAGAAAAACAAGCAAAGUUUAAACGUAGUGUGGUUGGAUCUGGCGAAUGCCUACGGGUCUGUUCCCCAUAAAUUGCUGAUGAAGGCAAUGGAUUUUUUCUACGUCCCACAAGAGGUGCAAAACAUUAUGAGAGAAUACUAUAGUAACUUCCAGAUGCGAUUCUCAACCGCAAAUUUCACAACGGAAUGGCACCGACUAGAGAUUGGGAUUGCAAUUGGCUGCUCUAUAUCGGUCAUCUGGUUCAUCCUGGUAAUGGAGAUGCUACUGAGAUCUGCAGAAUGCUGUGAAGAAGAAGCAAAGGUGAGAUCACCAAAGAAAGCCUUUAUGGAUGAUGUGACCCUACUGACAAGAGAUGGAGACACAAUGCAAAGUGUGUUGAAUCGGCUCGAUAAGCUUAUCACCUGGGCCAGAAUGAAGUUUAAAGCUAAAAAGUCUAGAAGCCUGACUAUUAACAAAGGAAAACAGAAGCAACUGAAGUUCACAAUUGCAGGGGAACAAAUGCCCACAGUAAAAGAACAACCCGUGAAAAGUUUGGGUCGGUUGAAUUUCAAGAACUCUGUCUGA
Molecule: messenger RNA, 1833 nt
Organism: Aplysia californica (California sea hare)
Lineage: Eukaryota; Metazoa; Mollusca; Gastropoda; Aplysiida; Aplysiidae
Exons: 1
Coding region: 1-1833 (610 amino acids)
Source: RefSeq, a predicted model, not a curated record